CUCAUUCUCUGGGUGCGCAGCCGGUGGCAUCGCAGGGGCGUUGGCGGAAGCCCCCGGGGGCCAGGAGGGGGCAGGCCUGGGCGGGGCUGCAGAAUCACGGGCUCCUGUUCCCCGCAGGGUGCAGGAGGAGUAAACCCGUGGAGCAGCUUUUCGGCUCCCCAGUUGCGCGUCCGGCGAUGGCGAUAGGAGGUCCUGCUGCGCUCUCUGUGCCGCUUGGUCUACACUAGCCGCGCAGCGCUGUGCUCACUUGGUGCCGCCUUCCAGGGCACCCCGAUCGCCCCCCAACGACCCCUUCCCCUGGCCUCUCGGCCGCCUCCCCCCCCACUCUACCUUUUCCAAUCCGGGGCACCUUCUUCCCCGGCUCAGCUUACUCCCCCUCGGGGAGUCCAUUCCCCCCCUGCCCAGCUCACUCUCCCUCCGGGGAGCCCUUUCCCCAACCCCCGCCCAGCUCACUCUCCCUCCGGGGGCAUCCGCUCCCCCCCGGGCCCAGCUCCCUCUCUCCCCGGGGCACCCGCUCCCCGGCCCGGCCCAGACCACCCAGAGGCGCAGCACGGAGUCUCGGCGGCCCAUGGCGCAGCCCACAACCUCAGCCCAGAAGCUGGUGCGGCCCAUCCGCGCAGUGUGCCGCAUCCUGCAGAUCCCGGAGUCUGACCCCUCCAACCUGCGGCCCUAGAGCGCCCCCGACU
This is a messenger RNA of Gracilinanus agilis (Agile Gracile Mouse Opossum), 686 nucleotides long. RefSeq names its product HR upstream open reading frame (gene HRURF). The coding region runs from base 569 to 673 and encodes 34 amino acids. The record is from RefSeq and is a predicted model, not a curated record. NCBI's taxonomy places the organism in Eukaryota, Metazoa, Chordata, Mammalia, Didelphimorphia, Didelphidae. The transcript has a single exon.